AUGUUCAAGUUUGGUAUCUUUCUGCUGGCCAUCGCCGCCAUCUUCGGCCUUCAGUGGUACUUCGAGGCAACGACCACGGAAGGGCAGUGUCCAGGCUGCGGUGUCCUGCAGAGAGGUAGCAACACGGAGCCCUUCAACUGCGGCAUGUGCGGUCUGGAGCUCGAGGUGAAGGAUGGACAAUUCGUGCGGUAUAUGAAGAGCGGACAGGCUCCUCAGACACCCUUCGAGCAGAUUCGGGACUUCGCCAAGCAGGCCGCAGAGACGAAGCCCCCACCGAAGGCUUCACCCAAAGCUUCGAGUGCUGGUAAAAAGAAGAGCUCCAGUUCGGAGGUCGUGGACGUGGAGGGUCCGGAGGGCUCCUUGAGCUACUGUAGGUCGACUGGCGAAGACAUGGCGGCUUCGGAAGAGAGCGCCGUGCAGGGCCGUUGCAUUUGCAUUCUGGGAGCCGGGCCAGCCGGCCUGGGCCUCGCCCUGGGCAUCGCGAGACGUGGCUUUUCGGGGGGCGUCGUCGUCUACGACCAGGCAGAAGACCAUGAGACGGCCCCGCGGUACAAUCCUGACCGAAGCUACACCAUCGACAUCACGGGUCACGGGGCACGCGCACUGGACUACCUGGGAGUGGUGCAUCGCUUCGACGAGCAGUUGAUCAAGUUCCGCGGGAUCCGCAUUCUACCGCUUGGGAAGGAAGAGCCUUGGACGGGUCCGGGCUGGACUGGGUCCCGCGGGGACAUCUGCCGGGCGCUGAUGCGCGAAUGCAGGGAGAAAUAUCCCGGAAAGGUCAAGUUUGUGUUCGGCACGACAGCGGAAGUACAAGACGCCUACACGGGCACUGUGGUUCUCAAGGACAGCGUCGGCGGCGUCCUCGAAAAAAGCUUUGAUUUGGUCGUCGCCUGUGAUGGGGCUGGCAGCACGGCCCGGACCAAAGUCAUGGCCGAUGUGCCGGGCUUCAAGAGUGAGAAGACAUCUUUGACGAACUUCUGCACAAUGGUCCACUUCGACCAAAACACAGAGGAGCUGGAUCCGUCCUGGCUCUAUGUGCUAAACAUCGAUCCCCCGGCUGUUGCUGGUGCAAUUAAUGGCGACGGUGGCCCCAGAGAUCCCAAAUGGUUUUGCCAGAUAGGCUUCAGGUGCAAGAAUGAGUUCAAAGAUGUUCCGGACGCGAUUAGAUACAUCAAGAAGACGGCUCCCAAAGUGCUUC
This is a messenger RNA of Symbiodinium necroappetens, 1198 nucleotides long. Lineage: Eukaryota; Dinophyceae; Suessiales; Symbiodiniaceae. The record is from the annotation of a GenBank genome assembly.